Messenger RNA from Brassica rapa (field mustard), 3036 nucleotides. RefSeq lists its product as uncharacterized. The record is from RefSeq and is a predicted model, not a curated record. Lineage: Eukaryota; Viridiplantae; Streptophyta; Magnoliopsida; Brassicales; Brassicaceae.
GAGAGAGAGAGAGAGAGAGAGAGAGAGAGAGAGAGAGAGAUAUCUUGUUUUGGUAUGAGUAUGAACUAUACUAUAGGGGAGGCUCUCAAGCCAUUUAUAGAAUAGCUAUGUUGGCCUAUAACUGGAAAACUAAUACUCCCUCCGUUUUUUAAAAUAAGUCGUUUUACAGCUAAGCACGUAGAUUAAGAAAACCAUUAAUUUCUUAUAUUUUCUAAACAAAAAUAUUAUUAAUUAUUUACCUAACCACAAUUCAACCAAUAAAAAAUAGAAGAUAUAUUAUCAUUGGUCAUACAACAUUAAUUAUUAAUAAAUUUUACAUAAAAAACCAAAAACGACAUAUAAUUUGGAACAAAAAAAUUUCUCUAAAACGACUUAUAUUAAAAAAUAGAGGGAGUAUGGAAUUAAAAAAAUCUGUGGAAUGCACAAUUAUAAUUAAAAAAAAUAAUCUUUUGUUGAAUAUACAGAAGAGAAAAACAGUUUUUAUAAAAAUAUUCAUACGUGUAAGAAAUGAAUUUAAAUAUUUAUUUUGUUUAAGACUAAAUUAAUAAAUAUAUAUUUUUGGUUUAAGAAAUAUAUUUAUUUAUUUUCAUUAUGUUUAUUGAUAUUUAUUUUAUUAUGUUGAUUCCUCCUAUAGGUGGUUUUAGUUACAUCAAUGGUUUAAUAUUUUAUUAAUAAAAUUCUAACAAAAAUAUUUUAUAAAUUUUCAAAAUUAAGACCACAAGUUUUUGUUUGUUGUGGGGCCCUUUAUUUAUUCAUUUAUUUCAUGUGUGUGAAGGAUUAAAUUUAGAAGCCAUUUAUAGCGUUUUGUCGUCCGAGGUAUAAGGAAAUAUCAUAUUCGAUUAACAAACAACGUUACAACCAUUUUUUUAUUUUUAUUUUCUCGCGCUGUUAUAAUUACUUGAUACAUUUCGGGGAUUUUUUAGCUGAGUUUAGUUUUCGGGUAUUUAGCAUGUAAACUAUACGAAAACAGAGUAAAUGCUUGAUAGAAAAAAACGAAUAAACGUAAAAAUCAUCAGGGUCGACCACCUAUUUCCCCACGAGAACUAUUGUAUAUUGCUAUAUGUCUCUGAAACUAUUACUUCUAUCUAUUUGUCCCCGAGAAUAAAGUUCCAGUCCUAUUUCCCUCCGAAUAUAUAGUUCGAAACCUAUUUCUCUCCAAUCAUCAAAUUAGACGGUUAACUAUCGGUUUACUGUUUUAACCUAAACCGUAAACCACUUAAAGUUGAUAGUUAACCAACUAAGAUCCAAUUAAGAAGGAUUUAAACCCGAUUAAAGAUCCAGCCUUACUACUCAAAAAAAAAAACAAAGCCAACGUAAUUAACGUAAACCCAGAACCCGACCUUUCAGAAAAUCCCCAAAUUUUUUACGAAGAAGAUGAGUUCAAUGGCGUUAGGCUCUGAAGCUGUAGAAUACGCAGAAGAUAAAUUCGACGAAGAAGCUGUGGAGAGAGACGAAUUUCAAAUCGAGCAAUUGGUUGAGGACUUCGUCAACGAGCCUUCAAUUCGACACGAUGAGGUUCCAGAAAGUGAAAGUGACAGCGAUAACGAGGGUAAAGAGGAUGAGAGAGUUUCGAAACAGAGGUCGACGAACUAUGCGAAGCGUGGUAACAGAACACUGUACAAAGACCAGAGAUUCUUCAAUGGAGUAGCUUUUAAGGAAUGUGUCCUUGAUUAUGCACUAAAAUCAGGCAGAAACAUUAAACAGUACAAGUACGAUAAAGACAAGAUUGGAUUUAAAUGUGUUGGUGGAGUUAGCGAAGGUGAAGCUUGUGAAUGGAAAGUGUAUGCAUCCAUCCUACCAAGUGACAAUAUAUGGAAAGUUAGGCUGUUUGUAGAUAAACAUAGGUGUGUUCACAAUGGAUCUUGUGAGAUGUUGAAGGUUCCACAUAUUGCUAGGUUGUUCGUCGAUAGCAUUAGAGAGGAAACAGAGUAUUAUAUGCCCAUGAAAAUAGAAGAAAAAAUUAAGGAGAAGUGGGGACUCACAGUGUCGAGACCGCAGUGUCAGGUAGCUAGGAGUAAGGCGUUGAAGUGGAUUGAAUUUGAAUAUGAUCACCAGUUUGCAAGGCUCCGUGACUAUGCGGCAGAGCUUAUUCAGUCAAAUAGUAACUCGACAGUGGAGAUUGAUACAUUGAAAAAUGACAAAGGUGAAGAAGAGUUUAACAGGUUUUAUGUUUGUUUUAAUAAAAUCAAACAAACCUGGAAAGAGACAUGUAGACCACUGAUAGGGAUGGAUGGUUGCUUCUUGAAACACAAAGUCAAGGGUCAGUUUUUGGUUGCAUUAGGAAGAGAUGCAGAUAAUGCUAUAUAUCCGAUAGCUUGGGGUGUUGUCCAAGUCGAAAAUAAUGACAACUGGUUAUGGUUUGUGAGUAAAGUGAGAGACGACUUGGGACUGAAGGAUGCAGUGAUUUUAUCUUGGUUUCAGAUCAGCAAAAGGUUUGGAUUAUACCUUAGAUUUUCUGUUUUCUGCUUAUGUUAGACGAUUUGGGACUGAGAUGGUGUUUCUUUUUAAGGAUUGAUAUACGGUGUCUCAUUAGCGCUACCAAAGAUUGAGCAUAGAAUGUGUGUCAGACAUAUCUAUGGUAAUCUGAAGAAGAAACAUGGGAGUAAAUCAGACAUGAAGCCAUAUAUAUGGAGUUUAGCAUGGAGCUAUAAUGAAGCAGAGUUCCAACAAAAUUUGGACAGAAUAUUUAAUUAUGAUUCUGAAGUGUAUGAUGAUGUUCAGAAGAUGAAGCCAAGGACUUGGUGUAGAGCUUUUUACAAGAUAGGGAGUUGCUGUGAAGAUGUUGAAAACAACUCAACUGAAUCUUUCAAUAGCACUAUAACAAAAGCUAGAGAGAAGCCAUUUGUCCCAAUGCUUGAGACUGUUAGGCGACUUGCAAUGGCACGCAUUGCUAAACGUUCUGAUGUCUCUCGUGGUCACAAAGGUAUUUGUACACCAUAUGUUGUAGAUUUUCUCGCAGCCGAGCAUAAAGAUGCUUCAAAAUGCAUCGUGACAAGAAGCACAAAUGGGAUGUAUGAAGUAAAGCUUGGCUGGUGU